AUGAGGACAUCAAAAAUUUCUUCAGGGAAUUCAGGCUAUCAUGUAUGGAUUCUUUCUUUUGCAAUGAUUCUAUUGCUACUGAUAGCCUUAUCAAAGUCAUGGAUUCAUGACACCCCUUCUGUUACAGCAAGUGAAAAUGUUCAGUUUUCGGGCAUUGUUCCUUCGAAAGGGAAGGAUCAUCCUCCUGUUCUUGCUUAUUGGAUAUGUGGAACUAGGGGAGACGGGAAGAGAAUGUUCAGGCUAUUGAAAGCAAUUUAUCAUCCAAGGAACCAAUAUCUACUGCAACUUGAUGCCGAAGCAUCAGAUUAUGAAAGGGCAGACUUAGUUGUUUCAAUUCAAUCUGAAAGCUUGUUUCAAGCGUUUGGUAAUGUUAAUGUUGUCGGAAAAGGUUACGCUAUUAACGAAAUGGGAUCUUCUGCCCUCGCUGCCAUACUCAAUGCUGCUGCAUUGCUUCUCAGGCUAAGUCCAGAUUGGGAUUGGUUCAUCAAUUUAAGUGCCUCAGAUUAUCCCCUAGUGAGUCAAGAUGAUCUCCUCCAUGCCUUCGCUUCCUUGCCGAGAGAUCUCAACUUCAUCAACUAUACCAAUGACUCUGCGAGAAUCGAAGUGAUUCCUGUUUCAGAAAAUCUCUCACCAACCCGAAAACCGUGCCUGUUACAGCCACAGUGCUCAGCUGCUACAGCAAUUCCAAGUUUUAUUGAAAGUGCUACCAUGGAGAAUUUAAAAUUCUAUCAAAAAGGCUUUUUUCAGGCAAGGAUGAAGGGUGGAUCGGGUUCAGAAGGUGCAGGUGGUCUAGGUUCAACAGUGGAUUUGGAGUCUCUUUGUUUCAAAUGCAGGUUCGGACUUAAGGCUUCAGCAGGAGCUGGGAUGCAAGAAAUUGGAGAUGAAGGUAUGUUUAGCUGCUCUUCUGUUGAUGUUGCCAAAGCGAAGGAACAAGAAGCCACGGUGGUUGAAGUGAUGACUGGAUUAACAGCUGAUGGUGCAGUUGAUUCUGCUGGAGACUGUCGCAGCAGCACCGGCAGAGACCUUCAUGAUGAAUGA
Dovyalis caffra is the source of this 1038-nucleotide messenger RNA. The record is from the annotation of a GenBank genome assembly. NCBI's taxonomy places the organism in Eukaryota, Viridiplantae, Streptophyta, Magnoliopsida, Malpighiales, Salicaceae.